Messenger RNA from Selaginella moellendorffii, 1349 nucleotides. RefSeq names its product biotin--protein ligase 2. Lineage: Eukaryota; Viridiplantae; Streptophyta; Lycopodiopsida; Selaginellales; Selaginellaceae. Bases 55 to 1086 code for a protein of 343 amino acids. The transcript is spliced from 10 exons. Gene Ontology annotation, cellular component: cytoplasm. Gene Ontology annotation, biological process: protein modification process. Gene Ontology annotation, molecular function: biotin--[biotin carboxyl-carrier protein] ligase activity. The record is from RefSeq and is a predicted model, not a curated record.
UCUCCACACAAAAAAACCCUCCACAAUGUGAGGAGGUUUUAGGGCUCCAAAAGAAUGAAAAAGAUUAUCGUGUGCUUGUGCGUAGGAGCCGGAGCUGCGUGCUUGCUCGCCCUGAGGAAGCUCGUCUCGAUUAGCGCAGUGGACGCAUCAGCCGAGAUUAUCUACGUCGUCGCGAAAUCCAAGGAGCUUGUUCCUCCUGGAAAGCUCAAGCUCCCUGAGAAGGCUGCUCUCGUCGCGUUGAUCCCUCCAGGAAAGCCAGCCACUGGCUCCUUUCGCGUCGCGGAUUUUGUGAGUCGAUUGAGCGCCACUAUCUAUGGCAGGCUCUUAUACUAUGGACCGCGCAUGCCUUCUACACAGACAUUCCUUUCUCAGAACGCUCAUUCACUCCCGAUUGGAACCGUGUGUGUUUCCGACGUUCAGUACCAAGGAAAAGGUCGAGCAGGAAAUUCUUGGGUGUCUCCGGACGGAUGUUUGAUGUUUUCGUUUACGUUGCAAAUGGAGAAUGGACGAACAGUGCCUUUUGUCCAGUACGUUGUCUGCCUGGCCGUUGUGCAGGGAAUCGAAGCGGCUGCUCGAGCUAAAAAUGCGACGAUUCCGGACGUAAGGAUCAAAUGGCCCAACGAUCUGUAUAGUGGCAACUUAAAAAUUGGAGGAGUCUUGUGUUCGUCAACUUAUAGCUCCAAAACUUUCUACAUCGUUGCUGGGGUUGGCCUCAACGUGGACAAUGACGAGCCAACGACGUGUUUAAACUCCGUCUUAGCCCGAUUGGAUUCGAAAGCGACUCCAUUUGCGAGAGAAGAGCUGCUCGCUACGAUUUUGGAGAGCUUUGAGAAACUGUUUACGACGUUCACAACACAAGGAUUUAGUGCAUUGGAACUCAUGUACUACGAAAAGUGGAUGCACAGUGGACAGAAGGUGAUUUUAGAAGACGACAGAGUUUCGGUAGUGAUCGAGGGUUUGACUCCGGCUGGUUUCCUCCUCGCCUCGGACGAUGCUUUCAACAAGUACGAGCUUCAUCCAGACGGCAACAGCUUGGAUUUCUUCAAGGGACUCGUUCGAAGGAAGCUCCCUGGCUCAGCGCAAUAAAAAGUCAUGACAAUGUUUUUGGAUUUAAAGGCGGAUCGUCAGCACGUCCAAGCCACGAUUCUCCAAACUGUGGAGGAGGAUCAAACUCUCGAGCAGCGCGGUUGGAAACUUUAGAACACACUCGGGGCUCCGCCGGUUGGAGAUUCGUUUCCUGUGCAGCAGGAAUUUGAUACAACAAAAAAAAAAGGUGGAGUUUUUGCGUCUUGGAGAAUGUGUAUAUAUAACAACAUGGACAAAUCUAGACAGCCGGUUCGUGGUGGUAA